This is a messenger RNA of Ilyonectria robusta, 786 nucleotides long. RefSeq lists its product as uncharacterized. The annotation marks the transcript as partial. The record is from RefSeq and is a predicted model, not a curated record. NCBI's taxonomy places the organism in Eukaryota, Fungi, Ascomycota, Sordariomycetes, Hypocreales, Nectriaceae. The transcript has 4 exons.
AAAAUGGAUGGGCCCCAAAUUAUCCACCUCACGGACGAGGAGCGCGACAGUGGUGUCAUGGGAGACAAGAAGCUCUACGACGCCAUAGAAGCCUUUUUCCAAGAUGGCUUGGUUGUGAUUGAAAACGCCAUCGACACCGCCAUCAUCGACAAGCUCAAUGAUAGGAUGCUCCGGGAUACCGAACGACUGGUGCGCGCCGGUGACAACGAAGCUGGCAAGACGCGCUGCUUUAGGGGGGAACUUGUCCCAGAAUGGCUCUUCCCCGAAAUCUACGGGAACAAGUUUGGUACUCGGAUUCUCUCCUACAUUCUCGGCCCCCAGCCCGAAGCCCACUUCAUCCGAACCAACACGCUCCUCGCCACCGAGGAACGCCAGCUUGUCCAUGCCGACCUUCGUUGCGAGCACCCGAAGCAUCCUUUUGGUGUCGUCUUCAAUACUUGCCUGGUUGAUGUGGGCCCCGCCAAUGGCACAACAGAACUCUGGCUGGGUACACAACAUACUGCCAUUGAUUGCCACCGCUCUCUCGGGGAGGCUAUCAUCGCUGAAGAUCUGUUGGAGGCGAGGCGCGCCGUCAGGCGGCCAUGUUAUCCUACGAUUAAGAAGGGCUCGAUUGUUCUGCGCGACCUGAGACUUUGGCACGCUGGUAUGCCCAACCCAACGCAAGAGACACGUAUCAUGAUGGCAAUUGUCUACUUCGCCGCGUAUGUUAACUCUACAAGCUUGAUUAUAUGGACAGAAUUAUCCUUUCUCCUUUGGUCAAAGAAGACUAACGUGGCUCUUAAAUAG